AUGGUUGGCGGAGUUGAAGGCGUAAGAUCGAUCGUGUCCAAGCCAGGGUACCAACCGACGAUGAGCAAGUAUGCGCUUCCGACGACCGACGAAAUGCGGCAGCUGCAUGCAGCAGACCAGAGCAGUGUGUUCCAGUCCAACUUCUUCAAGCUCCAGGUUGACCAGCUGCUGGAGGAAGUCACGAUUGACUACUCGUCGUUCUCUUCGGUGAAUGCAGUGUUGUUUGCGCUGAAAGAGGCAUUGGAUGCGAUUCCAGAGCAACAAGUCACAUCCCAGGCGCUCAACAUGCCUGGUUUGGUCGUCCACCACCACCACAAGGAAGUUGUGCUUCCGUUUCACCCACCAGCUCGCCUCGACGUCGUCGGGAGCUACUCGUUGCGCCAUGGCAUCCUCCUCGACCACACCUUCACAAUCGACGUUGCGAUCCACCUCCCCGACGAAUGCUUUGUUCCGAAAGACUUUACCAACUACCGAUAUCACGACAAGCGAAACAUGUACCUUGGCGUCCUCGCGUCGCAUCUGCAGACACCACCCAAGGGCAAGACGUCCAAGCAACUGCCGUGGACCGGUGUGUCGGUGGCGCCGUUCGCUGGCGAUACAUCCAAACCCAUCCUGCGCCUCCAUCUUCCUCCGAUAAAGAAAACGCAAGUCGUGGUGCAGUUGAUCCCGGUGGUGUCGUUUCAGUGCAAAUUCCCCGUUUCAAAGCUCCAUCCAGGCAAGAGCAACCUCCGACAUGACCCGCCGCUCGACGCCACGCCCGUGUACAACAACUCAGUGCUUGAAGACAUGGCGUUACUCAGCCACUUUCGAGCGCUGCAUGCCGUUGCUGCCCAGUCCGAAUCGUUUGUCCAGGCAUGCAUUCUCAUCAAAGUGUGGCUGCGACAACGGCAGGCGACGACAUGUGCGCCGGACGCGCUCAACGGGUUCCAAGCGACCAUGCUGAUGCUGUACUUGAUUCGAUCCGGGAAAUUUUCGUAUUCGACUCCAGCCGAUGCAAUGGUGAAGAUCUGGCUCCAGUUUGUCGCGACCACGGACUUGGCAACCACCGCGCUAGUCUUUCCCGCGGCGUCUUCCAAAGAUAUGGAUGGUUUAGAUGAAGAUAUCGUUGUGAUGCCGACACCAGCGGGCGUUGCUGCCUUCCAACGUGCAUUUGACGUUGUAUUCCUCGACCCCAGCGGUCGAGUCAACGUCGUCAGUCGUGUCUCCCGGACGGGGUGGCGCGAGCUCCAGUGGUUGGCGCAGCAGUCCAUCCAAGUGCUGCCGAAGGCGACGGCGGAAGCCUUUCAAUUUAUCUUUAUCGACCGCCACUCGUUCUGGACUCGGUACGACGAGUACAUUUGGGUGCCCGUGUCGACUAGCGUGGUUCAGAAUGUGGAGAUUCCCGGCGACCUGGCACUGCCCAACGACCUAGAGCGGGUGGUGGCGAAGGCGCUGGGCGACCGCGUCCAUCGCAUUCGACCAGUGGCCAUCAAACCGUCGGCAACGACGUGGGCACUGACGGAAACCCCUCCAUCGAUUCACAAGGUCGUAAUCGGACUUGGUGUGAACCCCGACAAUGCUCAUCGCAUCGUGGACAAAGGGCCGGAAGCAGACAACGCCGUCGAUGCCGCGGCCUUUCGCGCGUUCUGGAAGACCAAGGCAGAGCUGCGACGAUUCAAAGACGGAUCGAUUGUGGAAGCGGUCGUGUGGGAUGACGUCCCGCCGUCGCAAAUUGUGUCGCAAAUCGUACACACGAUCCUGCCGCUUCAUUUUGACGACGCUACCGUCGACGGACGCGCGAUUGUGUCGUCCAACCAAACGUGGAACGAAGUCGACUACUCCAUCAACCCUCUCCUUCGCACGUGGACAGCACUACAGUCGAAGCUUCGUGACUUGGACGACACAAUCCUCCCGUUGAAGGUCGUGGACCUUCAGUUGAUUGCUCCGGCGCUGCGCCGCACGGCCGCAGACCCUCCCACACCACAUCCCCUCGCCGGCAACUCGGACGUGGCGCCCCCCCAAGGCGCCAAGUUCGUCACGACAACCCUUGAGCCGUACACGGUCGUGAUGCAAUUUGAAACGAGCUCGUCGUGGCCGACGACUCCCGAUGCCGUUGCGAACGCCAAGCUCGGGUUUUACGUCCAAAUCGCUCUGGCCCUGGAAAAAUUCGGCGCAUGCGAAGUUCACGAACACGGCAUGGACAUCCUCGUGGGAGGCUUCCCCUUUCGCGUCGUGAUUGUCACCGAGCGCGAAAAGAACUGGCCCCACUCCCACUUCUACGCGCUGCACUACGGCGCCCUCCACGCAAAGAUGAUCCACGCCGUCAGCACUCAGCACUCUGCAUUCGCCCCAACCGUUCGUUUGUGGAUGAAGUGGCUAGAUGCCCACUUGGCUACGUCCCUUCUCCCGCUUGAAAGCAGUGAACUCCUCGUGGCGUCUGUGUUUCUGUCGCCUGCGCCCCCUCAGUCUGUGCUCUCGGGUUUUACCCGUGUGCUGCACUUGGUUGCUCGCUUCGACUGGAACACGCAGCCCUUGAUCGUGGAUCUGCACCAACACUUCACCGAAGAUGACCGCCGAGAUAUCCAAAAGCAAUUCACGGCGUCCCGCAGCAGUCCAAGCACCCACCCUGCCUUGUACAUUGCGGCAUCGUACGAAACAGCGCCCAAGACGUCCUUUUGGACGCGCCACGUGCAUGAACCGGUGCUCGCCCAGCGGUUAGUGUCACUGGCAAAGGCUACGUCAGCGCAAUGGACGCAUUGGCUAGCCCACGGCGCGGCGCCCCAUGGGUGGCAAGCGUGCUUUGCUCACGUGAUGGAUUACGACGUGGUGUUCCACUUGGCGCAUUUGGGCAACAAGGACGUGUUUCCGUCGGCGAAGGGUCGAUUUGCAAUUCCAUUUUACAAAAAUCUCAAACAAUCCAAUCCGUUUGGCCAGCUUUUUGUGGGCCUCCACCCCCUGGAAGACGUUCUCUCGGCGCUCCAUGCGCGCUUCGACCACCUGGCCCUCUUCUUUGUCAACCAAGAAGUGGUGGCCGUGCGAUGGAAGCCGGCGGCAUUUCUUCCCGCCCGCUUCCGCGUGCUCCAUGCAACCCAUCUAUUGGCGCUUUCGUCGGACAACGACGCCAACCACGACAAGCUUGCAGUUCGUGGCAUUCCGCAAGUCCUGACGGUGCUACAAGAAAUGAAAGCCAUGCUGCACGGACUCGUCGACCGCGUCGAGUUGAAGUAGACCCAACACAUAGAAAUCCAACAUCGCCGUAUUUACAUGUAAUCUAACCAUGUGCAAUAUCUUUCCCA
Messenger RNA from Aphanomyces invadans, 3275 nucleotides. RefSeq lists its product as hypothetical. The transcript is spliced from 2 exons. Gene Ontology annotation, biological process: rRNA processing; tRNA export from nucleus. NCBI's taxonomy places the organism in Eukaryota, Oomycota, Saprolegniomycetes, Saprolegniales, Verrucalvaceae. Gene Ontology annotation, cellular component: UTP-C complex; small-subunit processome; CURI complex. The record is from RefSeq and is a predicted model, not a curated record. Bases 1 to 3207 code for a protein of 1068 amino acids.